CUCCCCAAACCCUUGGUGGACACCGAAAUCCGCAAGUGCAAUUUUGGAUUUAAGCCAAAAGUUUUCAAAUUCGAGCUGAAACGUUUUUAUUCUUUAAGAUUAAAGUAGAAAAUUCUGAUUUGUUUUAGUUGAAGCUAGUAUAGUCAUCACUCACUGACUAGUGUUUAGGAAGGACACUCGCUGACUGGUGGGUCCCAUGAUGCAUCGACGAAGAAGGCUUCGGAAUUUAAGCACGUGGAGGGAGCAAUUUGGUCGCCAUCUCCCUCUCUGAGCGCGCCGCCGCGAGCGCCAACGACUCGGCGCCGGAGGCGAGGCCGGCGACUAGACGGAGCGUCACCUUGCGCUUCACGCUCUCUUUCAUCAGGUCACCCUCUCUCCGCCAUUGUAGAUCACCUUAUCACCUCUAUAGCUCAGAUAAGGAACCCUUGCGAAGGGAUCGCUCUUGGCUGUGCAGCGCCGCCACCGCCUGGGAUCAGUGACGAUGGCGGUGAGCCCGGAGCUGGAGGGCCUGCGGCGCAUCGUGCCCUCCCGCUUCAUCUCCUUCUCUUUCCCCAAUCCUCUCCUCCGGGACGCCUCCAACCCUUACGGGGACGGCGCGGCGGAGUUCCUCCGGGUGUCCGUUCUCGAUUCUCCCCUCCCUUCCCCGUCCGUCCCUCAGACGGCGGCGAUGCUUGUCCCGGCCGGUCGGCACCGUGACUGGAUCUUCUCCACCCGCGCCGGCCACCUCCACCUCCUCCUCUCGACGCAGUUCUCCCGUCUCAUACUCGUUGGCCCCGAGCUCCCUGCGCCUCUUCCUCGGGUCAUUUCUUGCGUCGCUCGCCCGGACCCGGACCCUGCUCACGCUCGGCUCCUCCCCCUCCUUCUUGCUCUCUGCCCCAGCGCUGCGUUCCGGGACAACGCCGUCCCUGACAUCCCGUUGCUCUCCUUCCAGGAUGACCUCCUUCGGCUUGCUCCUGUCAAGGUUGUCGCCGGCCCGGUUGUCGGCGAGAUGGUUGUCGAGGACGUGGCCAUUCACUUCGCUUCUGGUCCAGCCGAGUUGCGCCGCAGGCUGCGCUUCAAGCGCAUGCCCUGCCUUGUGCAGACCCAGGUGCGCCUUGCAUGUCAGUCGCCUGCUGUUCCUUCUUCUUCAUUGUUGGAAGCGCUGGAGGAGGAAGCGUCAGGUGGUUUGUUACAGCCCGAGGCAGGUGGACCUUUAGCCCAGCCUUACCUCCAAGCCAUGGUUGCCGGUCUCGGAGUGAUUGCGCCUUCAAUUGAGGAGAGUAUUCAGUCAGGUGUUAGGCCUAAGUGUCUCUGUGCUGGGCUUGGAGGUGGAUCGCUCCCCAUGUCCAUCAGAAUGGGACUUCAGUUCAAUGUUCUAGGUGUAGAGGCCGAUGGUGUUGUCCUGGAUGUUGCAAGGAAAUAUUUUGGACUGAUGGAGGAUGAGUUCCUUCGUGCCCAUGUUGGCGACGCAAUUCAGAUGAUCCAGGAUUUUGCUCGACAACGGGAGCCUGAUAUGAAUUUCAGUGCAGUUAUGGUGGAUCUUGAUUCCUCGGAUGCUAUGUGUGGUGUCAGUGCGCCACCAUUGGAGAUGACUCAUGGAAGUGUCCUUCUUGCUGCACGCACAAUCCUAUGUCAUCAUGGAGUUUUGAUUCUGAAUGUGAUCCCCCCUCCUGCAGAUGGAUUUUUCUACAAGGGGCUGAUUGAUGAUCUUCGCCAAGUUUUCUCAGAACUGUAUGAAAUAGAUGUUGGUAAUGGCGAGAAUUUUGUUCUUAUUGCCACGGUCUCACCGGUUGAAACGACCCUCACCAAGAAUUCAGGAUACUUUCUGACAGAAUUGAGGAAAUUAGCUGGGGACUUUUUGGAACAUAUCAGGAAAAUUUGACAUCCAAGUCAUUAUGUGUUUUGUUCCAAUUAGCCUCCACAAAGGCCGGUCCAUACACUUACUGUUGAGAACUUGAGAUGGCUAUUUGCUGCUGCAUAUACCACAGCUAUUCCUAAAUGCCAAACUGUGGAGUGCGUACUGUUGUGUCUAGACAGUAUACGAAGGCUUGAGAGUUCUCUCUCGUUUCGGGGAAGAUGUACGCAGCCUGUUUGCGGUGCAGAUGCUGGUGUAUCACAACAAGAAGAAUGGUUUUAGACCACUGAUCAUCAGGAAGCCUUUCUGCUUAGCUAGAUUGUGGGAGUGGGAUUCAUUCACAUGACUCCAGUCUUGUGGGCCGAUGCUCACCUCAUUUUAUGUGCUGUGUGCCUGCCCUUCGAUGUAAUAUUCAGACAGAAUGUAUCUGCUUGCGUUGAGUUUGCAUGGUGAUACCUUGCCAGGUCAUUUUGUGGCUGUAGAUUGGUUGCUGUAGAAACAAGUGCAUCCAAAUGUCCAGUACUCCGUACCUGCCGUGUAUACACACCACCUGGCAUGAGAGCAGAACCUCUGAUUAUAAGCUUUGAA
Phragmites australis (common reed) is the source of this 2422-nucleotide messenger RNA. RefSeq lists its product as uncharacterized. The transcript has 2 exons. The record is from RefSeq and is a predicted model, not a curated record. The coding region runs from base 482 to 1861 and encodes 459 amino acids. NCBI's taxonomy places the organism in Eukaryota, Viridiplantae, Streptophyta, Magnoliopsida, Poales, Poaceae.